GGCCCCACCCCAGGCAGGGUGUCCAGGCUGUGGAGGAGUCAUGGCCAAGUCACACCUGCUGCCGUGGCUGUUCCUGCUGGCCGCACUCUGUGGUCCAGGCACUGCAGCUGUCGGGACCACCCCAUCCCUGGCCUGUGCCCAGGGCCCCGAGUUCUGGUGCCAAAGCCUGGAGCAAGCAUUGCAGUGCAGAGCCCUAGGGCACUGCCUGAAGGAAGUCUGGGGACAUGUGGAAGCUGAUGACCUGUGCCAGGAAUGUGAGGACAUCACCUACGUUCUCACCAAGAUGGCCAAGGAGGUCAUUUCCCAGGGCACGAUACGGGAAUUGCUGGAGCACGAGUGCGACAUCUUCCCGCUGAAGCUGCUGGGGUCCCAGUGCCACCGCAUGCUGGACACCUACUUCCCACUGGUCAUCCACCACUUCCAGAACCAGAUGAGCCCGAAGGCCACCUGCGAGCACUUGGGCCUGUGCAAACGCAGGCAUCCAGAGCCACGGCAGGAGCCAGAGCCGUCAGGCCCCCUGCAGGACAAGCUGGUCCUCUCCGUGCUGCCUGGGGCCCUCCAGGCGAGGCCCGGGCCGCAGACACAGGAUCUCUCCGAGCAGCGGUUUCCCCUCCCCAUCCCCCUCCCCGUCUGCUGGCUCUGCAGGACUUUGAUCAAGCGGAUCCAAGCUGUGAUUCCCAAGGGUACGCUGGCCACGACUGUGGCCCAAGUGUGCCACGUGGUACCCCUGGUGGUGGGCGGCAUCUGCCAGUGCCUUGCCGAGCGCUACGUCGCCAUCCUGCUAAACACACUGCUGGACCGCGUGCUGCCCCAGCUGGUCUGCGGCCUCAUCCUCCGGUGCUCCAGCGAGGACGGCGCUGGCCCAGCCCUCACCGCUCUGGGGUCCCUGCCAGGAGAAUGGCUUCCGCAAGACACUGAGUGCCAGCUCUGCGUGUCUGUGACCACCCAGGCAGGGAAGAGCAGCGAGCAGGCCAUGCCACAGGCAAUGCGCCAGGCCUGCCUGGGCUCCUGGCUGGAUAGGCAAAAGUGUGAGCAGUUUGUGACGCAGCACGCACCCCAGGUGCAGACCCUAGUGUCCGGGGGCUGGGACGCCCACACCGCCUGCCAGGCCCUGGGGAUGUGCACGACCCCGUUCAGUCCUCUCCAGUGCGUCCACAGACCCCACUUCUGACGAGAACUCAACGCCCUGCCAGGCCAGACUCGAGGCUCCUGAGGGCCCCUGGCAGCACCUUCACCAGAAUGACCUCUCUCGAACCCGCUCACCCCUCUGCCCAGAAUCCCUGUGGCGCUCGGUGCUAGGCCCAGCUCCCAGCUCCCUCGCCCUGGCCCAGCCCUCAGGGGAGCUUCCGUGCCUGCCUGAGGCUUCCCCCUUACAGCUCACCCUCUGCACUCUUCAGUCUUGGAUGUGUUUAGACCAAGGCCAGCCUUUCCUGAAACUCAGGGGAAAUCAGACUUUGCUGCCCGAAGAUGACACCCCCUCAGAGGCCAGGAACUCCGCCAUCACCUGUCUCCCCGCUCCUGAGACACAUCCCUCUCUCCCUCCCUGUCAUUCGGUCAGAGGCCGCACCUUAGGAUGGAGGGGUGGGUCAGAUGCAGCCUCUGUGCCAGGUGCCUCCGGGCAGGGAAGUGCCCCUGAGAACAAACCUGGUCAACUUUACAGUUCUCCCCAGAGCAAGGCCCCAACACAAAGGUCAUUUAUUCAUUUCUUCGCUCAUUUUUAAAAAAUGCAGUGAGUGCCUGUGGCCAGGCCACAUUCUAGGGGCAAGGGCCAGAGCUGUGAAUAAAAGAGUGAGCCCGCUGCCCUCCUGGAGCUCACACCCCGGGGCCAGCCUCUUCCAUCUGCAGGUCAGGGGGAAGCCCGGCCUGCUCCCCAAAUCCUCAGCCUGGUCUGUCCUAUCUCUAACCACAGCCUGAAACCAGAGCCACUUCCGUCCACUCUGGGUGUGAGGCACAGCCAAGGCUGCAUCUUCUGGAGGGGGUCUGCAGAGGGGGUUUCCGGGCCGGGGCCACCUUCACACACUACCUGAGCCAUCCCUGCUCUCACGGGGUAGAGAUCUCCCCAGGGCUGGGCCAAGGGGAUCUCGUUGUGGGCCCCCAGUGCUUCUCCAAGUCCUGGCUGCAAGAGGACAGCAGGGGAAAAGCUGGGCCCUGCCUCACUCCGAUCUCCACGUGCACAAGAUCCUAGCUUUUAUAAUUAUUCUGCUAACACUUUCACAAAAUUCAAGAUUCAGAAGAAUAAAAAAUGGGAACAUAAAGUACCAGAAAAGAUA
Messenger RNA from Balaenoptera acutorostrata (minke whale), 2270 nucleotides. RefSeq names its product surfactant protein B (gene SFTPB). NCBI's taxonomy places the organism in Eukaryota, Metazoa, Chordata, Mammalia, Artiodactyla, Balaenopteridae. Gene Ontology annotation, cellular component: lysosome. The coding region runs from base 41 to 1171 and encodes 376 amino acids. The record is from RefSeq and is a predicted model, not a curated record. The transcript has 11 exons. Gene Ontology annotation, biological process: sphingolipid metabolic process.